AUGCCGAAGCCAAAGUUCGACUGUGUCGGUUGUGACCGCGAAAACGCGGUAUUGGAUAUGGUGCUAUGUGACGCGUGCUCUAAGUGGUGGCACUUCGAUUGCGCUGGUGUUUCCAAGGAGGUGAAGUGCGUGAAGUGGGUGUGUGAACGGUGUGAAAGCGGCGAAAAGGACGAGGCAGCCCAGGUGAAAGGCCACGAGAUGAGUGGCAAACCUAGUAGGGCUACUCGUGGGAAGGCCCAAUUUCAGAAUGGCGAUACAUCCAAAACCCAUUUAGAGAAACCCGUAGAAGUACCUUCGCAGCAGAAACCAGCGGUCCAAAAGUUAGCCUCAUCAAAAGCGUCCUUAGUCGCAACUCCGGACAUAGUUAUGGCUCAGCGAAGCGUUAGGAGCGAAACGGGUACUGCGCCGACAAAUACGACGCAUGUGGAAAAGAACAGAAUGGCGUCCAGUCUGAUCGAAGGUUUUAGCUCUCGAUGCAAAAUAAACCCCAACCAAAAGGAUAGUGAAUCGCACGUUUCUCGCAGAAGUAAAAGCUCUGUGGCAACGACACUGAAGCUAGAACGUUUAGCUAAAGAGCGAAGGUUGGAAGUCGAAGCGCUUCAAACUGAAAUGAGUAAAAGAAUCGCGAAAUUGAAUUCGGAUUACGAAGCGAUGAAGCAACAGAUAGAGGAUGGCAGUGUUAGCAAGAGAAGUGGUCGCAGCGUUAGUGAAACAUCACAAGUCGUUGAUUGGUUAACCAGUGACCAUGAGCGAAAAGCACUUCCUAACCCCUGCACUAGUACCGCGGAAGAACGUGAGAGUGCGAGGCGAUUGUGGGAUAUGUCGUGA
Anopheles coluzzii is the source of this 828-nucleotide messenger RNA. RefSeq lists its product as uncharacterized. Lineage: Eukaryota; Metazoa; Arthropoda; Insecta; Diptera; Culicidae. The coding region runs from base 1 to 828 and encodes 275 amino acids. The record is from RefSeq and is a predicted model, not a curated record. The transcript has a single exon.